AUGUGUUCCGUCCCUAUCAAAAUUCUAAUAGCUGGCAUAAUAAAAAACUGCUCAUUUGAAGAUGAGCUUCAUAGUGAACUUUUCAACAGGGGCGUUGGUUUGCUCGAUGCACUUUUAGUUCCACUUUGCGGUCCAGAAGAUUGUAUCGACAAAGAAGACCGUGCUAUAUUGCCUAAAUCUGUUCAGACUAUAACUGGGAGCUCCCAAUUUUCUCGUUUGUUUUCCACUGAGUUGUAUCUUACUAUUUGCCAAACAUUUUUGCAGUUCUGCUCCACCAGUCACGGACGAACAUUUCUUCGGUCCAAUGGAGUUUAUUUUAUUUUGCGUGAGUUACACAAUUAUAUAGCAAAAGCCGAAGAACAAACACAAUGUCCUAAAACUGAUGAAGCAGUUACAAACAAGGAAUUAUUAUUUUGCAUCGAACAAGUAGUAGAUCAACUCAUUUGUGAGGAAAGUGAACGUGAUGAGCGUUGUGCAAAAUCCAGUCUUAGAGAAAUAAAUAUUGACGCAGAAACUAAAGAGAAACUUGAUAGAGUGAAAAAAGACUAUUUGGAAUGCAAGUAAUGUCUGAUACCUUUAGUGUAUUUCAUUUUGGCUUUGUAAAUGCUCAGUAUUCCAGUUGCUGUUUCUACUCUUUUAUUUUUCUAUACCCCAUUCAAUUCUAAUUAACACUUACGACGAUGAAUUUCAGUUGUUUAGCGUUAAACCUGUGUAACAACCUUCGUUGAUAGCAAU
Schistosoma bovis is the source of this 735-nucleotide messenger RNA. Lineage: Eukaryota; Metazoa; Platyhelminthes; Trematoda; Strigeidida; Schistosomatidae. The record is from the annotation of a GenBank genome assembly.